AUGUCACCUCGCUGGUUCGGACAGGAAGAAGUCAGCCCAGGCAUCGUCAUUGAACUCGAAAAGCGAUGGCGCGUUCUUAGCCAGAAGGAGGAGCAUCAGUUUCAGGGCAGCGAACAAGACGAUCCUCGGUGGAGUGGGCCAUCGUACGCUUGCAUUCAGCUCAAGGUAAAACAAGUGGGCUCUAGGAUCACUCCGCCAGUAAAUGGAUACAUGAGAAUCUACAAGCAAAUUCCUACGGAGGAGACAGUAGCUGACCGGCCCGAAAUCCGGGCACAGCAAGCUAAAAUUGUUGUUCCACCUGAACUUCGAGCUUACCGCCAGCUAAUGGACAAGGACUCAACCUUUACACCACGGCUGUUAGAUUCGAUGGAACAGAAGCAAGGCAUUUAUAGCUUUGUGCUGGGGGGUUAUGUGGUAUGGAUUGUUACGGAAGAGGUCCCAGGCAUUCGUUUGGGAAAUAGUAUCGGCAAUGAGACCUUCUGGGUUAUGAAACCGUGUGUGCGUGAUGAAAUCCGUCUUUCUUUCAAAGAGGCCUAUUUGUAA
This is a messenger RNA of Aspergillus tubingensis, 543 nucleotides long. Its product is annotated as ankyrin repeats (3 copies) family protein. Lineage: Eukaryota; Fungi; Ascomycota; Eurotiomycetes; Eurotiales; Aspergillaceae. Bases 1 to 543 code for a protein of 180 amino acids. The record is from RefSeq and is a predicted model, not a curated record. The transcript has a single exon.